GGGUAAGGCCUCAAUGGUGUUCGGAUGAGGUAUGGGAAAACCUCGUCCGCCACUGGUCUUCGGAUCCGACUUUCUUGGCUAGAAGCGAAGCCGGGAAGAAAAAUCGGAUGUCCGAGAAGGCAUUGACGACACAAUGGCACGGAGGCCGCAAACCCCAGAGUAAACAUAAAGAAGCUCUUGCGGGGCCUCAAAAGAAGAGGGUCCCUAUCCUCAGUGUAAUCAAACAUUGUUGGACGAAGAACGGUGUUGAGUCGCCAGCCAAUCUACCACCCCGCCUUGCUGAAAUCGAAACAAAGUAUAACGCAAAUGUUGAAAAGAAGCGAGCGGAACUAGGC
Cuscuta europaea is the source of this 335-nucleotide messenger RNA. Lineage: Eukaryota; Viridiplantae; Streptophyta; Magnoliopsida; Solanales; Convolvulaceae. The record is from the annotation of a GenBank genome assembly.